AUGACGUCUCCCCUUCAUACCAGUCUUGAUUCCCCACGUCCAAGAAAUCGCUUGCGCAAGGCUUGUGACUUCUGUCACCAGUCAAAGGUCAAAUGUACUGGCGAUAGUCCAUGUGUGCGAUGUAUAGAGCUGGAUAUCCCCUGCCGAUAUGAAUUUGUCAUUCGAACGGCUAAGCCCAAAGGGUCCCGCAAUCGGAAGGCCCUGGAGAAGGCAGAGAGAUUGAGACAAGAAGCGACGAUGAGCACCAAGCAUCUUUGCUUUGCAUCACAAGGCCAGAAUUCAAGUAGCAGUGCCAGUUGCAACUCUAGCACGAGCCGUGCCACAGGCGACGGAGAAAUGAAUAGAAGGGAGAUGAAUCCUGGUGAUGAGAUACUGUUGCCAUUAAAUUGGUACAGCAAUUGGAUGACGCUCUCCGAAGGCUAUGUGGCUCAACAUCCGAGCGAAGCCUAUCUGCAACACGAAGUAACGGGUCUGUGGAGACCAAACGAGGAAGAGGCUCUCCAACUCAUUCCUUCCAACAGCGCAGCUCUCCCGUUCAUCGCCGACUCUCUGUCACCGCUCUACACAAAAGUAACAGAACCUAUAUCCUCCGAGACACCCCCUCUCAACACAUCGAACAGUGCUUCUCAUUCAUGCACGUGUGUAAGCUAUCUCCUCGACAGCAAGUCUCGGCUUUGCAGCUUGACAUUGGACCCUGUCGAGCGGGGUCGCUUUGAUCUUGGGAUGCAAGCCGUUAACAGGAUCUGGGCCUCGAUUCGGGCCAUCAUGCAAUGCGAGAGCCACGAGCACCAUCCCCAACUAUUUUUCCUGAUGUCCUGGUGCAUCCGAAUAGCAUGUGGCUGGUUCCAGUCGCAAGCAUUCCUAAAACACCAACACGAAGGUCCACUACUAUGCUCACAGCCCGUACUUGAUAUGCGUUGCGGUGAGUAUGAGAUACCGUACCAGCAAGUCCACGUGAUACAUGGCCUUAUGGUUCACAUGGCGGUCCAAGAGGGGACCGAUCUUCUGAGGGGACUGCGCCGCAUACUGGAGAAGGAGGAAACACCUUUGUCCAACCUGCCAGUCAGUGUGAUAUCACUUAACCCGGUGGAUGUCACAUAUAUCCUAGCAGUACUGGCACAGUGUGAAGAAGAGAUGCUCAGGAUUCUGCAUGUCGGAAGGCAGUUGCUGACCACUGAUGUCGACGAUUGA
Molecule: messenger RNA, 1191 nt
Organism: Aspergillus eucalypticola CBS 122712
Lineage: Eukaryota; Fungi; Ascomycota; Eurotiomycetes; Eurotiales; Aspergillaceae
Product: Zn(II)2Cys6 transcription factor domain-containing protein
Exons: 2
Coding region: 1-1191 (396 amino acids)
Biological process (GO): regulation of DNA-templated transcription
Molecular function (GO): zinc ion binding; DNA-binding transcription factor activity, RNA polymerase II-specific
Source: RefSeq, a predicted model, not a curated record